Messenger RNA from Botrytis fragariae, 4404 nucleotides. RefSeq lists its product as uncharacterized. NCBI's taxonomy places the organism in Eukaryota, Fungi, Ascomycota, Leotiomycetes, Helotiales, Sclerotiniaceae. The record is from RefSeq and is a predicted model, not a curated record. Bases 1 to 4404 code for a protein of 1467 amino acids. The transcript has 2 exons.
AUGUCUUACCCAGACUAUCUUGAUGACAUGGAAUCUCAACUCGCCAGCUACUUAGGCGAAGAUCCAUCGACAUUCUUCUCCAAUGAGAAUCAGACUGCUUCCGCUCCCGUAGAUUCUGUAGAAGAGUCAUCCUACGACACGAAUGGCCGCUUCACCUGGGACGACUUCCUCAAGGAAGAGGGAAUCGAAACAAACUCUCCUCCUCCAGCCACCUGGGAAUGGAAUCCAACAGAGGCAGAUUUCUACAAGAAUGAAAUUGUUGCGCCUCCAACGGUCGAUGAGACUAACCCUGAAGAACCAGCGCAGUCAUCAAGACGAGAGGAAGAGGCUGGCACCAAUGUCGAAAGCGGCAACACCAAUGGGCAGCUGGUUGCAACAACUUCCAAGCCUGAGCUUCAACCGGAAGAAAACACGACCAUCCCUAACGAUGACUCUCUCUUCGGCGAAGACAAUUCCGACAAACUUGUGUCUCCAAUGCCAAAUACCGGAAACAAUUCGAACGUUCAAUCUGUUGCCGCGGACGACCAUCCUUCAAACUCCCUUGAGCUAGAGCAAGAGGAGAACAUCGACAAUAAUGACAAUGAUUCUCUUUUUGGCGACAGCACUCCUGACGACAACGGCGUUCCAAAGAUCAAUGAGGAACAUCAAUCCAAGGUCGUAGCACAAGAUGCCAACCGCACUCCCGAAUUUGUGGCUGAUAGACCAAAACAUGGCGACAAUGCUGCUUCUGCACCGAUUACUCCAGGUGCAGAUCAAAACAACACCAAUGCGGAUAAUGAAAAUGAUUCCCUGUUUGGUGAAGUCGAUGAUUCUGGUCUCGGUGACGGCUCCCAGCCCCCACAGAAUGAAUCGCCAAGAGGUGACAAUGCACCAACAGAUAAUGUGGAUGACCUUUUCGGCUCAGAAUUUGGGGCUGACUUUGAGGCGGAACUUGCGGCGGAACUUGAGGCUGAACUGAAGAAAGACAGCACCAAUGCUGUAGCUCCCGCCGUUCAGAAGCACACUGAGCUUCAUUUUCCAAAGCCUCCUCGGAGGGUGGCCAAAUCUCAGGGUCUACAUCUUCCAGAUCCUCCACGUGCUAUCGCUAAUCCUCAGGGAUUACACCUCCCUGCACCUCCUCGGAAGUCGGUUGCUUCUCAAGGACUGCAACUUCCAGAUCCACCACGUGCGGUUGUCAAUCCUCAGGGACUGCACCUCCCUGAACCCCCACGUGCUGUGGCUAGCUCGCAAGGGCUCAGCCUCCCUGCCCCUCCUCCUCGUGUGGUGACCGGCCUACAGGGGCUCCACCUACCAAGUCCGCCUUCGGCGACAGGUACACAGCAAAGCGAAGUCGAUACAUCGGCUCCAGAACAGGCUGAUAGCCAAGAAGAUGAAACUUCAAACAGGCGCCGCAGGGUUAGAACUAGCAGGAUUCCGAGAUCGGACAUGAGCCGACCAAAAGGCAGGGGACAAGCAGGCAAAAUCCUUACUCAACUCUCUGGACCAGCUCCUUCUAAGUUGCCAGAAGUUGCACCAAGCUCGUCUUCUGGAACUGAUGAUGCCGCUGAGAGAAUUACUCGUUUACCUCGAUGGGCCUUUGGUAAAUACACCAGUUUUGGCAAACCUGUAGCUGGCAGCAGAUAUCAGAAGCCUAAUAACUCGGCGAAUAACCCGAUAACUGUCGAAGAGGAGCCGCAAUCUGUUGAGGAGACCAAGAAAGUCAAUCCUGAUAAUCAGAAUGUUGCUCAACCAGCUCCGAAAAUCCCAGACGCUAUCGACCUCACGUCUGAUACUCAAGGAUCCUUGUCUGCGGCGGGUACCGUUCAGGACAAUCCAACUUUCGAUCAUGCUAAUGGUCAAGAAUCUACUCGUACUUACCAGAACUCCCAGAUCCCUGCCUUUGGCAAUGAAUUGGAAUUCAUAUAUGGCGAUGACCCGUUGCCAAAUUCUCGCGACGAACUGAGCUUUCCGCCGGUUAUGAAUGAUGCAGGCCCAGCUCUGCAACUACAGGCUAAUCAGUCUCAUACUUCCGCGGCUCUGGACAUUGUAUUACCUGUAGCUCCUCAGUAUGGGGUUCCUCCUCGUCCUGCAAUGGAGGACUUCUCGCUGUAUGGAAAAGAUCCAUUAGUCUUCAGCUACAAUAGCCAUCCAGUGCAAAUGCCUAGUGUGCAUGUUGUAGGCACAGUUGCGUAUCCAUAUGCCAUGGGACAGACCGAUGCACAUGACUAUCACCCUAUACCUCAGCCAAUUCAGACUGGCAACUAUGAACAAGGAAGCGGGUAUGGUCUAGGCGAUGACAUGGGUCAAGACACCUCUGCAGAAAUAGGAGGUAGCAGUUCCUCAGGACUGGACAAUAGUCGUCCCAAGAAGCGUACUAGUCAUGAAUGUGCCGAGUAUGCUGACCCUCGAGUCUUAAUGACGUACGGCGAAUUCAAGCAAAUAUUUCCACAAGAACAAACACGUGGAUGUUUCGAAGUCGCCAUCCAGAAUGAACAGGCAGCAGACGCGGCAAUAGUUGCCAGGGGAGGAAUUCCUCCUCAGAGACCGACCAUCCGGAAGUCGAUAAUUUGCACCUGGAGCCAGGUGCAACAUCUCAAUCGAAUCCGUGCUGCCAAUGGCGAAAAGCUUUUCGAACCCAAGCGGAAUGCCCAUAAACGACCGGAAGCGUUCAAAGAGAGCUUGAGGAGGAAGAGACAAGAACGUGGUGAAAUCUCAGAAUCCGAUGAAUCCGACACGGAACCAGAGGCAAAGCGAUUGAGACUCGCUCAGGAACCAACGCAAAUGGCACCAUCACUUGGUGAACAAUACGGAGAACGUAGUUCGCAGAUACGUUCUAUUAAGCCUGAUAAUCCGCAAGUAUCGGCUGAUGUAUCGCAUCUUCCUCCCAACGAUGGAGCACUUCAGGGCUCUGUAUCCCAGGGUAGGCCUGGUAUCUCGCUCCCACAGAUCCACCAGUCAAUGUCACAGUCUUUCAAGAGAAAGAUGGAUACUGAACAGUGGGCGGGUCUUGAUUCUGUGGUGCAGGAAACGGUUCCAACGGCCAAGCGACCGAAACUUGCCAUAUCUUCAGGACAACAUGUUGAGCCUACAAAUAACCAUUCAAGAAUGGACGGGUUUCAAAAGUACGUCUCAGAAAGACAGUCUGAAUAUCUGAAGCUGCGAGUGCCAGAAUUAAGGGAGCUGUGUAAGACUCGCAAGGUCAAACAUAGCAAUGUCAAUGACUUGUCGAAAGGCGGUCUGGUGGGUGUUCUGGUGGGACAGGAUGUAAGCCGCCAUCCUGUUUACAACCAAAUGCACAGUCAAUCCCAGGCUAGGUUUGCAACCAAUCGGGAACAUCCGAUUCCUGCUGUUAGCAGAAUGGGUGGAAUGAACGCACCAGCCGUUGCUGUUAAUCGCGCUCGACAACAAAUCAGAGCACCAGAUGGCUUGGGAAUGCGCCAGGAUCCACCCAGACCUAAUUUUGAUCCUUUCUAUGCCAUGGGGAGCAGUUAUCGUCAGCAAGGUUCAUUAUUAUUCCGCCCUACUGCUAGCCACAACGCAGAUGGCCUUAGAGUUGUAGGGAAUGGUAACACUGCCCAGCCAUCGAGGAAUGUUGGUCGCGCCCAACAGUUACCGAUGAGUGGUAACGUUCGUGGCUUGGCCAAUAGUAGUGGUCAACCACUAGUCAAUACCAGACAGCCUCCAGUAAUUAGCCAGCCUAGUCAUGUCUCUAUGGCAAACCGAGACCGGGGAAAUCUGUACGCUCAAUCACGACUGCCAGUCAGCACUCACAACAAUGGUUACAACAAUAGCGGCAUCCAUCAAGAUAUAAAUGGAGGCCGCAAUAGCCAUGCCGGCGCCAACGCUCAGAUCCCAGCUUAUGGUAUCGCUGGUGAUUUUGGCACUGGCAUUUAUCAGCCAGCAGUUGAUGACCGUCGGAGAAAACCCAGAAUUGUGGGUCAAGAUGCACCACGCAGAGUUCCUCGAGGCAAUCAGAGGAGCUUAACACAGUCUGUAGUGAACGUGCCACAACCUGCGAUGAACAACAGCGCAAGGCAAUAUACUAGCACUCAACAGCCCAUGGUUGGCAGUGCCAGUGGGAAUAUUGAGAUGGGCCAUCAAUCAAAUACUCUUGGUGGCUCUCAAAUACCAAGACCCGUCCACCAUGGAAACGUGGGAGGCGAUCCCCGAAGGUUCGUGCAGAACCAUCCUCAAGGUGGCCUCUACUCGGCCCCUAUGCAAGGUCUUUCUUGGGGGCCCAACAGCAUGGUGCAGCUCAAAGUUCUCGGCCACCUUACUACGGUCUGCCUUAAGGUGAUCUAUUCAAUGGGCAGCAUUCUGGUCCUGCAUCACCGGGCUGAGCUAGAGGGACCGUGGAAUGGAUUAGGAACAGAAUAUCUUUUUGCCAGGGAGAGUACUGCAGCAAAGAGGAUGUGCGGGCUCUGA